Parnassius mnemosyne (clouded apollo) is the source of this 4956-nucleotide messenger RNA. Lineage: Eukaryota; Metazoa; Arthropoda; Insecta; Lepidoptera; Papilionidae. The record is from the annotation of a GenBank genome assembly.
AUGACGGAAAAGGGUGCAGGAAAAGAUAGACGCCUUAUGCAAAUUAAAUUGUUAGAAGCUAAGCGUCAAUUGUAUUUCUCUCAAAUAAAUAAGACUUUUCAACUAUCAUCGAAAACAGAUGAAAAAUCACGGCAUAAUUUCUUAUCACAAGCUCGCGCCGUCGAUCAAUUACGUAAAGAGUUUGUAACUUUGGUUGAUGAUAUAAAUUUAUUAAAUUUGGAAGUAUAUCCCGAUUAUAGUAUUAAUUACCAGCCGUUAUCAGCUUUUGACGACUUAUAUUAUUUUAUUAAGGAUAUCCUGAAUAGUAUGGAGAGACCAAACCCACAAUCGCAAGCCGUCACACAUGCAAUUAAUCAGGAACAUACUAUUAAGAUUCCUCGUAUUGAAUUGCCUAUUUUCGAUGGUGAGUUACAAAACUUUCCUUAUUUUUACGAAACGUUUAAACGUGUUAUACACGAAAAUAAAACGUUAACGGAUUCGGAACGUAUUCACUAUUUAAUGAGCCACCUUUCCGGAAAAGCAAAACAUAUAUGUGCUGGUAUAAUCCCGGCGGCAGAUAAUUACGUAAUUAUUUGGCAAACUUUACAAGACAAAUACAAGGAUAACAGAGCUUUAGCUACGACAUAUCUAAAUCAGUUAUUUGCAUUAAAGAAUAUUAACGGUCCCUCUGCAAUAAAUUUAGAAAAUUUGGUAGAUAAAUACGCGGCCACGAUCGCAGCACUCAAACAACUUAAUAUAGAUAAUUUAAGUGACUUUAUUUUUGUUUACAUGGGCCUAAAGCUUGUAGAUUCCGAUACUGCGAAGUGUUUCGAAACAACAGUUCGUAGUCAAACGGACAUGCCUAAAUACGACGAGUUUGUUAAGUUCUUACGAGAACAGGUAAAAAUUUUGUAUCGAACCAGCACUUCAUCACAAACUCGUGGCAGUUCCAUGGCACCGCAUCCCAACUCUGGUAGUCGCCCAUCUAGCUCACGGGCUUUAACCGUGCCGCCACGCGUCUUAGUCUCCACGCAGCAGACCCAAGGUCGUACUAGGCCAUGUAAGCUUUGCAACAACACGGCGCAUACGCAUCUCUAUGCAUGUAAACCCUUUGCUAACCUUUCGGCUGCCGACAAAUUUAAAUUCGUUAAGGACAAUCGUUACUGCGUUAAUUGUUUGAGUAACCAACAUACCUCUUUUUAUUGCAACUCAAACACUUCUUGUCGCAAGUGUAAUGCCAGGCAUCACACGUUGCUUCAUUUUGGAAAUGAACCAUUUGCGGCGCAGUCUUGCACCGCCACUGUAGCCGUGAACGAGGAACAUGAUACUAGUGAAAUACUGAGCUCACUAGAACUUGAAGAAGAGUCCUCCUCCGAUCAAGUGCGUGACGGUUAUUUGGUUGGAGAAGGAAAUCCAGAAGUGUCGUAUUGCUCGUUGUCUUCUACAAAAUGCGAUUCAUCAUCAACAACGCAAGUUCUCGCAACCGCAAAGGUUUAUGCCACCGGUCGCGAUGGUCGCGAUGUAAUAGUUAGAUGUUUACUGGAUCCUGGUUCCCAGAAACAUUAUAUAACAACAAAAUGUUGUUCAAAACUACAGCUAAAGGUCGAAUCUAAUUCGCCUGUAACGGUGAAGGGAAUAGGUGGCUCAUCACAGAUAGUCAAGGGGGCGGCAAAUAUUUCUUUUCGAUCUCGAUUCAAUAAUACAAAAUUUAAUAUUCAGGCUCUAGUGUUAAAUCGAAUCACUAGUAAUAUACCAACGUGUAAUAUCGAUACUAGAUUCCUUGAAAAUCUACGUAGUAUUCCCAUGGCGGACGAUGGCUGGGGUAUGCCAGGAGAAAUAGAUUUAUUAAUCGGUGUUAGUCUUUUUGCAGAGAUGCUACGACCUGGUAAAAUUAUCGGGGAACCCGGUUCUCCGGAUGCGCUUGAGACCGUUUUAGGAUACAUCGUUCUAGGAGAUGCUCCAGCGGUUAUCCAGGCUCAAGCCCCAGCAGUCGUAGCUUUUCAUGCUAUUUCAACAUCUGAGGUCGAGACUCUAGUUAGGAAAAUGUGGGAACUCGACGAAAUUGAUCCUAAGCAUAUCUUUAGUGCUGAUGAUAAAAUAUGCGAAGAAAAUUAUAGCAAGACUGUCACGCGUGCUACUUCCGGACGCUACGAAGUAGCAUUACCUUUCAAAUUCAGUCCAGAUCUUCUUGGUAAUUCUUUGGAAGUUGCUGGGCGUAGAUUUUUGCAUUUAGAGCGUAGGUUUACUGCUCGGCCCGCUCUAAGAGAGGCGUACGAUAGUGUAAUCAAGGAUUAUAUAUAUCAAGAAUCAGCCAGCGUCUAUGCAAAUUACAGUCCAUUUACCAUUUUCAACCAAAAAUAUACUAGAGAUAUCCUGAAUAGUAUGGAGAGACCAAACCCACAAUCGCAAGCCGUCACACAUGCAAUUAAUCAGGAACAUACUAUUAAGAUUCCUCGUAUUGAAUUGCCUAUUUUCGAUGGUGAGUUACAAAACUUUCCUUAUUUUUACGAAACGUUUAAACGUGUUAUACACGAAAAUAAAACGUUAACGGAUUCGGAACGUAUUCACUAUUUAAUGAGCCACCUUUCCGGAAAAGCAAAACAUAUAUGUGCUGGUAUAAUCCCGGCGGCAGAUAAUUACGUAAUUAUUUGGCAAACUUUACAAGACAAAUACAAGGAUAACAGAGCUUUAGCUACGACAUAUCUAAAUCAGUUAUUUGCAUUAAAGAAUAUUAACGGUCCCUCUGCAAUAAAUUUAGAAAAUUUGGUAGAUAAAUACGCGGCCACGAUCGCAGCACUCAAACAACUUAAUAUAGAUAAUUUAAGUGACUUUAUUUUUGUUUACAUGGGCCUAAAGCUUGUAGAUUCCGAUACUGCGAAGUGUUUCGAAACAACAGUUCGUAGUCAAACGGACAUGCCUAAAUACGACGAGUUUGUUAAGUUCUUACGAGAACAGGUAAAAAUUUUGUAUCGAACCAGCACUUCAUCACAAACUCGUGGCAGUUCCAUGGCACCGCAUCCCAACUCUGGUAGUCGCCCAUCUAGCUCACGGGCUUUAACCGUGCCGCCACGCGUCUUAGUCUCCACGCAGCAGACCCAAGGUCGUACUAGGCCAUGUAAGCUUUGCAACAACACGGCGCAUACGCAUCUCUAUGCAUGUAAACCCUUUGCUAACCUUUCGGCUGCCGACAAAUUUAAAUUCGUUAAGGACAAUCGUUACUGCGUUAAUUGUUUGAGUAACCAACAUACCUCUUUUUAUUGCAACUCAAACACUUCUUGUCGCAAGUGUAAUGCCAGGCAUCACACGUUGCUUCAUUUUGGAAAUGAACCAUUUGCGGCGCAGUCUUGCACCGCCACUGUAGCCGUGAACGAGGAACAUGAUACUAGUGAAAUACUGAGCUCACUAGAACUUGAAGAAGAGUCCUCCUCCGAUCAAGUGCGUGACGGUUAUUUGGUUGGAGAAGGAAAUCCAGAAGUGUCGUAUUGCUCGUUGUCUUCUACAAAAUGCGAUUCAUCAUCAACAACGCAAGUUCUCGCAACCGCAAAGGUUUAUGCCACCGGUCGCGAUGGUCGCGAUGUAAUAGUUAGAUGUUUACUGGAUCCUGGUUCCCAGAAACAUUAUAUAACAACAAAAUGUUGUUCAAAACUACAGCUAAAGGUCGAAUCUAAUUCGCCUGUAACGGUGAAGGGAAUAGGUGGCUCAUCACAGAUAGUCAAGGGGGCGGCAAAUAUUUCUUUUCGAUCUCGAUUCAAUAAUACAAAAUUUAAUAUUCAGGCUCUAGUGUUAAAUCGAAUCACUAGUAAUAUACCAACGUGUAAUAUCGAUACUAGAUUCCUUGAAAAUCUACGUAGUAUUCCCAUGGCGGACGAUGGCUGGGGUAUGCCAGGAGAAAUAGAUUUAUUAAUCGGUGUUAGUCUUUUUGCAGAGAUGCUACGACCUGGUAAAAUUAUCGGGGAACCCGGUUCUCCGGAUGCGCUUGAGACCGUUUUAGGAUACAUCGUUCUAGGAGAUGCUCCAGCGGUUAUCCAGGCUCAAGCCCCAGCAGUCGUAGCUUUUCAUGCUAUUUCAACAUCUGAGGUCGAGACUCUAGUUAGGAAAAUGUGGGAACUCGACGAAAUUGAUCCUAAGCAUAUCUUUAGUGCUGAUGAUAAAAUAUGCGAAGAAAAUUAUAGCAAGACUGUCACGCGUGCUACUUCCGGACGCUACGAAGUAGCAUUACCUUUCAAAUUCAGUCCAGAUCUUCUUGGUAAUUCUUUGGAAGUUGCUGGGCGUAGAUUUUUGCAUUUAGAGCGUAGGUUUACUGCUCAGCCCGCUCUAAGAGAGGCGUACGAUAGUGUAAUCAAGGAUUAUAUAUAUCAAGUGUGGGAAAAGCAGUUAGCAGAAAGUCGUAUCCAAUGGAAACUGAUUCCUCCUAAUGCUCCACACUUCGGUGGUUGCUGGGAAAGUAACAUCAAGUGCAUAAAAACCCAUUUAUAUAGGGUCAUCGGCCAACAAAUUCUAACCUUUGAGGAGCUUCAAACAGUUUUAAGCCAGAUUGAAUCCAUAUUGAAUUCACGACCACUUACAGUUCUCAGCUCUGAUCCUUCAGAUCCAGCAGCUUUGACGCCAGCUCAUUUUUUACAUACCGUCCCGCUUGAUUUCCUGCCAGCACCUGAUAUCGAUGAUUCGAUUCCGCAUCUUCUAACUCGAUAUGAACUCUUAGACAAGUUGGUACAGUCAUUCUGGAUGCGAUGGAGGAGAGAAUAUCUUCAUAGCCUACAAGCCCGCCAGAAGUGGAACUCACCAUCCUUCCCAGUUAAGGAAGGAACGGUUGUUGUAGUAAUACAGGAUAACAUCACGCCCUUACAUUGGCCCUUAGGCAUUAUAACACAAACCUUUAAAGGUAAGGACGACGUUAUACGUGUAGCAAUGGUAAGGACUAAGCACGGUACUUACCAAAGACCAGUGGUUAAAUUGUGUCCAUUACCAACUCAGUAA